AUGGCAAAAGAAGAUGGAGGAGAGGAAGAUCUGGUGGAGACGACAACAGCGAGCAUGUCCGAGCUCUGGUGUGGAGAGGACGGUGACGACGGCGAGCAGGUCCAAGCCGAGGAAGAAGACGCGGCGGCAUGUGGAGGUAACAAAAUUUAUAGAUUUUGCUCCCUUGAAACUUGUCUGUAUAUGUCAGAUACUUCUUCGAGUAAACCGAACCGGAAAACCAGCUUCCGAGACCGGUGCCUGUUGAUGGCUAAGCAACAACGAACUCGCCUCUACAUCCUCCAACGCUGUGUUUCCAUGCUCCUUUGCUGGCAUGACCACUCUAUUUCCGACCAGCUGGUUCUAUGGUUUUCUGACUCAAUCAAAGUCGUAAUAAUCAACCAGCCAACCCAGAAUUAGAAAAUCUAAUUUUAGAGGAAGCAAGUAGAAUGUGAUGUGAUUUUAGGACUUUAGUUUAAUGUUUUACAGUUUUACUUUUGGAUUUGUAGAGUGCUUGUCUUUUCCGAGAAUCUUUGUAACAUGAAAAAAGAUUCCAUGUAUUGGUAUUUGGGCUUCUAUACAUACUGUGAAUAACAUGUGA
Messenger RNA from Brassica napus (rape), 577 nucleotides. RefSeq lists its product as uncharacterized. Lineage: Eukaryota; Viridiplantae; Streptophyta; Magnoliopsida; Brassicales; Brassicaceae. The record is from RefSeq and is a predicted model, not a curated record. The transcript is spliced from 2 exons. Gene Ontology annotation, biological process: negative regulation of cell population proliferation. The coding region runs from base 1 to 396 and encodes 131 amino acids.